Molecule: messenger RNA, 1215 nt
Organism: Rhipicephalus sanguineus (brown dog tick)
Lineage: Eukaryota; Metazoa; Arthropoda; Arachnida; Ixodida; Ixodidae
Product: elongation of very long chain fatty acids protein AAEL008004
Exons: 1
Coding region: 213-1040 (275 amino acids)
Biological process (GO): sphingolipid biosynthetic process; fatty acid elongation, saturated fatty acid; fatty acid elongation, polyunsaturated fatty acid
Cellular component (GO): endoplasmic reticulum membrane
Molecular function (GO): fatty acid elongase activity
Source: RefSeq, a predicted model, not a curated record
AAAGGGAGAGGGCGAACCGUGAGAAGAAACUGGCUUCGCUCUGGGAACCCUUCCCCGUACGCAUCGGCACCGCGUACGGAGAACGCCGGUGACCGGCGGUGGAAGCGCACGCUUGACUGCAGGGUUCACGAACGCGCGGCGGAGGCUACAGCGGCAGAAGCAGCGCGCAGUUUUGUUCAAGAAGGGCCUCGCACCACUUACUGGGGGCUGCGAUGGAGUCUCAACAGGCCAACAUACUCGGCGGCACGGCUGCGGGCGGAAUAUCGUGGUUUCCGCAGCGUGAUCCCCGGACGGUAGGCUGGCCGCUGACCGGCAGCGCGCUGCCGGUGGCCAUCAUCACGGCCGCUUACGUCUACUUCGUCAAGGUCGCCGGACCUCGGUGGAUGUCGAGGCGCAAGCCGUACGACCUGCGCGGCUGCAUCCUCGUCUACAACAUGCUGGCCGCGCUGUUCACCGCAUUCUUUGUUGUGCGAUUCGCCAAGCUCGCCUACUGGGACCGCGGCUACACGUUCCUCAUGGACCUGGACGUCAGCAACGAGCCUUCGAGCCUGGAGAUCGUGCGCCUUUCGUGGUGGCUGUACCUGUUCAAGCUGUCCGAGCUGACCAGCACCGUGUUCUACGUCCUGCGAAGAAAGUACGAGCAGGUGACGACGCUGCACGUGGUGCACCACGUAAUCGUCGCCUGGAACGUCUGGAUCAACGUCACCUACGCCGCCCAGUCGCACACCAUGUUCGUCGUGUGCAUCAACGGAUUCGUCAAUGUGCUCUCGUACCUGUACUACUUCCUGGCGGCGCUCGGACCGGAGUACAAGAAGUGGCUCUGGUGGAAGCGCUAUCUGACCAUGGUGCAGAUAGUGCAGUUUGUGCUGUACUUUGUGCACGCCGUGUGCCUGCUUUUCGCCAAGGGAAACUACGUGCCCCUGUUCGUGUGGCUCGAGUUCGGACAGGCAGCGCUGUUCUUCUCGCUGUUCGUACUGUUCUACGUGAAGUUGUACACCAAGGACAAAGGGGGACCGUGCGGCCCUGUCAGAGCGGACUAGACGAACGCUUUUCGAGAAAGGCUCGGUUGCCUCGGAAAACAAAAGUUUGAAGUACGAGCCGCGACGUUUAGUGAGAAGUGUGUCAUCCGAGGCCCUCAUCCGUCAAGAGGCCCGGGAUGACCGCGAGAUUAAGUGGGACGAAUAAACACCACCGCUGGUCGGGGUUUCCUUGAUA